UUCUCGCUCUCCUUUCGCGCGCGCUGUGAUUUCAAAAUUCGAGAAGCCAAGAUGAUCGACCUCAAAUUCGAAGAGCAAGGCCAGCUGCAGCUGCUGGAGCGGGAGGAAGACGAGGAAGAUGAUUGCUUCGAGCCCAUCGACAAACUAAUUGUGCAAGGCAUCAACGCGGGCGACAUCAAGAAGCUGCAGGACGCAGGAAUCUACACCUGCAACGGACUCAUGAUGCACACCAAGAAGAGCUUGACGGGAAUCAAGGGAUUAUCCGAAGCCAAGGUAGAUAAGAUCUGCGAGGCCGCCGAGAAGCUCGUGAACAUGGGAUACGUUACCGGGAGCGAUCUGCUUCUGAGGAGGAAGGCGGUGGUUCGAAUUUCGACGGGGAGCCAAGCUUUGGAUGAACUACUUGGCGGUGGGAUCGAGACGCUUUCAAUAACAGAGGCAUUUGGAGAAUUCCGAUCGGGGAAAACUCAGUUGGCUCAUACCCUCUGCGUCUCCACACAGCUACCCAUCCAAAUGCACGGCGGAAACGGGAAGGUCGCCUACAUUGAUACCGAGGGGACAUUCCGUCCAGAUCGGAUCGUUCCCAUCGCGGAGAGGUUUGGAAUGGAUGCGGGUGCCGUUCUCGACAAUAUUAUAUACGCGCGUGCCUAUACUUACGAGCAUCAGUACAACUUGCUCUUGGGCUUGGCCGCAAAAAUGUCCGAAGAGCCUUUCAGGCUCCUGAUCGUCGAUUCUGUGAUCGCGCUGUUCCGCGUCGACUUCAGCGGGCGCGGCGAGCUCGCGGAGCGCCAGCAAAAAUUGGCGCAGAUGCUCUCUCGCCUCAUUAAGAUCGCCGAGGAGUUCAACGUCGCGGUUUACAUAACGAACCAAGUGAUUGCGGAUCCUGGAGGAGGGAUGUUCAUAUCGGAUCCUAAGAAGCCAGCGGGAGGGCACGUGCUGGCCCACUCAGCUACCAUCAGGCUGAUGUUGAGGAAAGGCAAAGGCGAGCAGCGCGUCUGCAAGAUCUAUGACGCUCCCAACCUUCCCGAAGCCGAAGCCGUUUUCCAGAUAACCCCAGGAGGCAUCACAGACGUGAAGGAUUGAUGACACUCAAAACUAUGUUUCUUUCCUAAUCUUACAGGUUACACAAAGAAAUAGCAUUUUACUCUCUUGUAGCGUUUUGACAUAUCAAUGCUCUAUAGUGAGGCAAUAGGCGAAAAGUUUCCAUUGUAGUUACUAUCUUUUAUAAAGUCUGUUGGUACAUCUUUCUACGAAAAGAUUAGCAUGUAUAUGUAUGGUUGAGGCCUAGACUACGUUGCUCAUCAUAGCUUCUGAUUUCUCAAUC
This is a messenger RNA of Musa acuminata subsp. malaccensis (wild Malaysian banana), 1321 nucleotides long. RefSeq names its product meiotic recombination protein DMC1 homolog. Gene Ontology annotation, cellular component: nucleus; condensed nuclear chromosome. Gene Ontology annotation, biological process: DNA recombinase assembly; mitotic recombination; DNA repair. Gene Ontology annotation, molecular function: ATP-dependent DNA damage sensor activity; single-stranded DNA binding; DNA strand exchange activity. NCBI's taxonomy places the organism in Eukaryota, Viridiplantae, Streptophyta, Magnoliopsida, Zingiberales, Musaceae. The record is from RefSeq and is a predicted model, not a curated record.